This is a messenger RNA of Tilletiaria anomala UBC 951, 1353 nucleotides long. RefSeq lists its product as uncharacterized. The record is from RefSeq and is a predicted model, not a curated record. Bases 28 to 1179 code for a protein of 383 amino acids. Lineage: Eukaryota; Fungi; Basidiomycota; Exobasidiomycetes; Georgefischeriales; Tilletiariaceae. Gene Ontology annotation, molecular function: RNA binding. The transcript is spliced from 6 exons.
GGCACACGCUCGAGGUUGAACUGCAAUAUGGACUCUCGCAUGCGGGACGUGUCCGGUUCGCGCGGCCGCGGCGCCGGCAGGCAGCCAAGAAGGAGUGACCCUUACGACCGCUCACAGCGGCUAGAAGGGUCGCGGAUGGCGUCGGCAAGUGCUUGGGACAAUGCAGUACCAGCAGAAACAUCACCAUCCUAUCCGCCAGCGGCGAUCAGCAUCAAAGGCUCGGGCGGUCCAUAUGUAGUGGUUGUGGGAAAUGUGGCGAAAGGGACGAGUCUGGAGGACAUCAAGUUGACUUUGGAACCAUAUGGAGAGGUUUUAUACGUAAAAGAACGGCCGCCUCCCUCGCUGAAUUACCCCUCCAUUUCCUUCGAGGUCUUCUUUGCGCGCAAAGAAGAUGGCCAAGCGGCAUGUCACUCGCUGAACGGGUGUCUAGCUGAUGGUCGCGUCCUGUCCGUGGCGGCGGCGACGCCAGAGACCGUCAGCUCAGCAUUUUCCAACUUUAACGGUCAAGUCUCCGCAGCGGCACGCCAACGCGUCGGGGAGACAGGAAACAUUGUACCCGGCCCUGCGCCCGUGCCACGCGGUGCACCGGUAGCUGGCAGCAGCAGGACCCACGUCGGCACACAUGCUGCGCCAGCUGCGGGCAGGGAGCUGAUGGGCGGCAGCAAUAACCAUAUCAACUCAGGGAGAGCAAAGGGACAGAAUACAUCGGGUCCACAGCCUUUUACCGGUGGCAAUGCCAGGAAGACUUUCGCACCGGCCGCAGGAGCAGCAGGGGCGAAAGCAAAAGCAAAAGCGGUGCCAACGGCUCCGGCGCCGAAGAGUCUGCAGAACCGCCUCGGUCUCGGGCCAACAGCAGCGGAGAAAGCGCGAACAGAGGCGAUCAAGAAGGCGCAGAAGAAGGGCACUGUCGCUACGAGGAACGGGAACGCCAGAGGUGUCGCAGUCGCUGUUUCCGGUGCUGCUGGCAGCGGCAGUGGCGGCAAGAAAGGCGGUGCAGCGGCAUUGCCAAAGAGCCUCAAGGAGCGCAUCGCCGUACCACUCGCGGAGCGCCUGGCGGCUGCGUCGACGAGCGCGUCGGAUCCCGCAACCGCCGAGGCCAAGAAGCGGAAACGCGAGGCGUACAAGGCCAAGUUGGCAGCUAAGAAGGCUGCGGCGAAGGGUGGCAUGGAUGUCGAUUGAUUCAUUCUUACGUUCGACUGGAGAGAGGUACGGGAUGCUGCGUGGAGGACAGAGCAGAGCAGACCACGUGCGCCAGGCGUAGGAAUAGCAUGAAGCUAGGGAAGGGGUUCCCUCUCUCUUUUUUCCUCUUUGUAAUCGUAGCUCUCGGACUUUUGUGAGCUAGAUACAGGCAGG